Dreissena polymorpha is the source of this 1428-nucleotide messenger RNA. Its product is annotated as A disintegrin and metalloproteinase with thrombospondin motifs 2-like. Gene Ontology annotation, biological process: proteolysis. The coding region runs from base 94 to 1428 and encodes 444 amino acids. Gene Ontology annotation, molecular function: metalloendopeptidase activity. The transcript is spliced from 9 exons. Lineage: Eukaryota; Metazoa; Mollusca; Bivalvia; Myida; Dreissenidae. The record is from RefSeq and is a predicted model, not a curated record.
GAUUCAUCCAAAGUCAUCGUUGAAUCCAAACUUUUCCAACAUCAUGUGAAAUCAGCAGAAAAUAUUUAUAAAGCAUCAACAGAAAACGAAAAUAUGCAAAGGGAGCAGCAUCCCGCGGACAUAACAGUUGUCGGUGAUCCAAAAGUCGACCCGGAAAUAAGUCUAAAUGUGCACACACCCAUUCGUAAAUAUAAUAUAAAUCUUCAAAGACUUAAUAGCUCCAUUUUACACGAAGAUUUUAAAGUGCUUCACGUAUUCACUGACAGUGAUGGGAAGACAGUCUUUCAUGAGGAUAAUAAACAUCACCGGCUCCAUCAGAAGGCGGACAAGCUACACUUUUACCACGAUGUAGGGUCCGGUACCCUGGUGAGUCUAAGACACAACGACAAUCACAACGGUGGCAACAUGAAACAUUUUGUGGAGGGCAUUAUCCACGAGGAAAUGGUAAUAGCACCGCCGUUGGCCCACAAAAGGCACAAACGGUCUCUGCACCUCGAUACCCACACUAUAUGGAGGAAAUCCCCGGACUCACAUACAUUCUCUGACGACGAGCUUUUUGUUCCUCCAAGCGUGGACAACUUAAAAUUCCCAUGGAAAGAGGUCUUGAACUUGACAACAUUGAACUCGACGGCGUCGAAAAGCGUCGAGUUUGUGAACGUCUUUCAGAAACGUCAGAAACGUCAGGUAACUCUGAGCUCCUCGAAGAUCGAGCCAGAGUUAUUGCUCUUCUGUGAUAACGCCAUGGUCCAACAGUUCGAAGGCGACACGGACGAACUGUUAGAGUACCUCUUGCAUUUCUGGCAUGCCGUGAACUGGAAAUUUCUGACAAUCUCUCUACAACGGAAGUGGCCGCAUAUAGAUUUAAAAAUCCGCGAGAUCGGGGUCUUCCGGGACGCCACUGCACAGCCGUUCAUCGAGGAGAACCGGAUACGCCAGGGCAGUCGGCUGUUCUCGCUGUAUGACGCCAUGGACAGCCUCCAGCGAUGGCUGGUGAAGUACGAGACAGUUCUGCCACUACACGAUGUGGCCUUUCUACAAACAGGUAAUGACGCCUGCCGUAUGACGUCACACACACGAAGGUUCAAGGACAGCCGGUUCACAAGCGAUGAUGACGAGGAGGAGGUUGACGGAUGUGUGGCGGGAACUGCCGGGGUGGCCUACGUGCGAGGGGCGUGUUUGUCCGCACCGUACUUCCGGAAGUUGGCAUACAAUUUCGGGAUUGGGGAGGCCUCCACGAGCUUCAAUGGUGUCAUUAUAGCCGCCCAUGAAGUUGGGCAUCUGCUGGGCGCCUACCACGAUGGCGAGGCGGAGGCGAGUCCCUGCGCCAGCAACUCCGGCUUCAUCAUGAGCUACUCCAGAGAGGACGCAUUCAAGUUCAGUAGAUUCUCCGACUGCUCCAUACAGAGUUUUCAAAACUUCCUCAAGUAA